Messenger RNA from Uloborus diversus, 1901 nucleotides. Its product is annotated as nuclear speckle splicing regulatory protein 1-like. NCBI's taxonomy places the organism in Eukaryota, Metazoa, Arthropoda, Arachnida, Araneae, Uloboridae. Gene Ontology annotation, biological process: regulation of alternative mRNA splicing, via spliceosome. The transcript has a single exon. The record is from RefSeq and is a predicted model, not a curated record. The coding region runs from base 263 to 1756 and encodes 497 amino acids.
UUUGUAAACACUUUAUUUGUAGCUAAAAAAAAGGUAAAAUAAUAUUUUUCUGGAAAACACAUUCCAUGCAAAUGAAAAGAACGACACGGAAUUAUUUAUUCAUAUCCGUGACAACAUUUGGGAUUGCUACCUCACUUUGAAAUACAUCAAAUUUAAGGUGACAAAUGCUGCUUGUGAUCAGUAAUAAAUUGAGUGCUAGUUUCACUUGAAAUUUAUACAUUUUGCUGAAGUGAUUUUUCGCGCGAGUGCAGUUUUUUAGCGCAUGAUGGAGGCAAAGAAGUUUGGACUUCUACUUCCUAAAAAGAGGGAAAACACUAAAAUGAAAACAUCUGUAUUUGACAGUAGCAGCGAUGAAGAAACAGUUGUUAAAAAGCGACCAAAUAUACCACAGUCUAAACCUAGCUCAAGUAAAUGUAUAAAAUCUGAAACCAUUGAGGAUCCUUCUAUAUACGAAUACGACAACAUCUACGAUGAAAUGAAAGAGAAGCAAAAAGCUGAAAUAGUACCAAAAGAGAAAAAGAGUUCUCGUUAUAUCGACACUCUUUUGAAAGCUGCAGAUAAAAGAAAAAAACAGUAUGAAAGGCGAGUUGAGAAAAAAGUUCAGCUUGAACGAGAAAAAGAAGGGGAUAAAUUCAAAGAUAAAGAAGCAUUUGUAACUUCAGCUUAUAAAAAGAAAAUGCAGGAAAUGGAAGAGGAGGAAGAAAGAGAACGGCGUGAAAAUAUGAUCAAUGACAUGAUGGAUGUCACCAAACAAAAAGAUUUGAGUGGUUUCUACCGUCACUUUUUAAAUCAAACUAUCGGAGAUGAAAAACUCCCUGGAAGUGAUAAACGUCCCAUUAAAAAAGAACCCUUAAGUGAAAAUGAAUUUGAACUAGAUGGAAAAUCUGAUUCAGAAAACAGAAGCUCUCAUCAAAUGCAAAAUAAUGAAUCAAAGAAACAAACUAUUAAGGUUGAAGAUGAAAAUGAUAAUUUGGAUAGAAAUAAAAAACCCAGCAACACAACUGAACUAGAUCGUAAGAAAAAACAGCAACGUAAUCUUAGACAAAGACAUGAUAGUUCUUCGGAUUCAAAUUCAAGUGAUGAAACAAAUGAAAGACGACCCCCAAAUAAAUUUGAUAGCCAAGAUCAUCAUAAAAAAUCUGCAGCAAAGAAGCCUAAUCGUAAUACUAAAGUGUCAGACAAUUCUGAAAGUUCAAGUGAUGAAAUAAAUAAAGAAAGACCUCCAAAUAAACUUGAUAGCCAAGUCCAUCAUAAAAAAUCUGCAGUGAAGAAGCCUAUUCGUAAUAGUAAAGUAUCAGACAGUUCUGAAAGUUCAAGUGAUGAAACAAAAAGGGGAAGACCCCCAAAUAAACUUGAUAGCCAUAUCCAUCAUAAAAAAUCUGUAGCAAAGAAGCCUAUUCGUAAUAGUAAAGCAUCAGACAGUUCUGAAAGUUUGAGUGAUGAAACAACUAACUUACAAGAGAGUAAAAGCAUAGAAAAUAACUCUUGUGAAAGGAAGCAGAACAAGGAUCACAAUUCUAAUGAUUCAGAUCUUUCUGAUAAUUCAUCCGAGAAUGAUGCAAGUGGCGAUGAAAUAUGUAAAGAUGUAAACUCUAAUAAAAAAGAUAAUGCUGCCGUCAAAGAAAAGGAAUCUACCUCUGAAGAUAGAGAGGCUAAACAGAGAAAUUUAUUUAAGAAACGUACUGUUGGUUCUGUGUUUGCUGAAGCUCAAGCCAGAUAUUUUAUGAGAUUAGCUGCUCGAAAUGGAACAGAAUAAUGCUUACUUAAUGUUUUGAUAAGAUUAGUACGUUUGUUUGUGCAAGAGAUUGAACAAUAUGUAUAUUGUAUUCUUGGCAAAAAUUAAGGUAAACAAACAGAUUGCUAUCUUUGUAGUUAAUGUUUUACAGAAAUAAAAAGUCGAA